AGAAGAGUACAGCAGCUGUGGAGGUGGAAACCUGGGAACAAAGAUGUUAGGAUCAUCAUCAAAGAAGUCAUGGUUACAAGAAUGGGACCAUGUGUUUCCUUUAAUAUCAGCUCUAUGUUUGUUCCUUGAUCCUACCUUCUUUUACACACUCUCUCUUAACGAAGAUGGCAUGUGUUUUUUCAUUGAUUCCUGGUUUGCACUCGGCCUCUCGCUUCUCCGAUCAGUUACUGAUGCCUUUCACAUCUGGAAUAUGUGGCAUCACUACCGCAGAUCAACCCCUGCUGCUGCUGUGCAUGGGGUCCGGAGGAGGUGCGGUGGUAUAGCAUUGCAGAAUUUCAAGGGCAAAAUGGUCUUCUUCCUUAAUGCUUUUGUCAUCUUACCUUUGCCACAGGUUGUAAUAUUGAUUGUGGUUCCGGCCAUGUUGAAGAAUGGUGAACAAGCAAGAGCGAUGACUGUAAUGCUCAUAAUAUUUCUGUUCCAAUACUUUCCCAAGAUAUACACUACUGUUUGCUUGUUGCGCCGCAUGCUCUUUCAGUACAUUUUUGGAGCAGCUUGGUGGGGGAUAGGCCUAAAUAUCAUUGCAAUUUUAGUAGCUUCACAUGUGGUGGGAGCAUGUUUCUACUUGCUAGGAACUCAAAGGUCAGCUAGGUGCUUGAUGGAGCAAUGUAUGAAAACAGAGAGUUGUACAUUUAAAGCACUAUCUUGUGAAAAUCCUUUCUCUUUCGGCGGAGCAUAUAAGGUGACAAACAAUAUUAGAAGGUCAUGGGGAAGUAACAAUGAUGCCAGAUCAUGGUGCCUCCAAAGCAGUGAUAAUAGUCGGUAUGAUUACGGAGCCUUCGAAUGGAUCACUCUACUCGUUUGCAAUAACAGCCGUAUUGAGAAGAUGCUUCUUCCGCUCUUUUGGGGCGUCAUGAUGCUGUGCACAUUUGGGAACCUUGGGAGCACUGAUGACUGGUUAGAGAUUGUGUUCAUGAUGAUUGUGACUGCAUGUGGCCUCGUGCUGGUCACCAUUUUAAUGAGCAACAUUAAGGUUUACUUGAUAGCAACAUCAUCUAAGAAACUUGCAAGGAAAGUAAACGUUAACAAUAUCGAAUGGUGGAUGGAGAGGAGGAACAUGCCACAGGGAUUGCGUCAUAGAGUACGUAACUAUGAGCAACACCAUUGGAUUGCAACGCGUGGCAUAGAUGAAGGUGAUGUGAUUCGAAGUCUCCCCGAGGAUCUUAGGAGAGAGAUUAAGUACUAUCUCUGCCUGGAUUUGGUGAGAGAGGUACCUUUGUUCCACCACAUGGAUAGUUUGGUACUGGAGAACAUUUGCGAUAGAGUGAAACCCCUCGUCUUUCCUAAAGGAGAGAUUGUAAUUAAAGAAGGUGAUCCGGUACAUAGAAUGUUAUUCAUCGUAAGAGGCCAUCUUCAAUGCACGCAAGUAGUUAGAGAAGGAGUUAACAGUUGUUGCACCCUAGGCCCAGGAAAUUUUGGCGGGGAUGAGCUAUUGUCUUGGUGCUUAAGGAAGCCAUUUGUAGAAAUUCUCCCACCAUCUUCGUACACGCUUAUAAGUCUUGAAGCAACUGAAGCAUUCGGCCUUGAAGCGGAUGAUGUUCAAUAUGUGACGCAACAUUUCCCCCUGAAUGAAAAGGUGAAAAUGAUUGCUCGAUAUUAUUCCCCUAGUUGGAGGAUCUGGGCUGCUGUUACCAUUCAGCUGGCUUGGCUACGAUACAGGCACCGCUCAACACUUGCAUCACUUCCAUAUAUCAUGCCUAAAGGGCCACUGUUUCGUUCUGCUUCGGUUCGAGAGGAGAGGCUCCGGCUCUUUGCUGCACUGCUGACUUCAUCUAAGCCCCAUCAAGAUAAUAGUGUUCCCUAGAUGAAAUAAUUAGGAACUGAAAACUUCAGACACCUUGUUUCUUUGAUUUUGUAACUUUCUCUCGAAUUAAAUUACAUUUGUAGUUGAAUUGGGAUUUUCGGUUGAUACUAUUAUCCAGUUGCA
Molecule: messenger RNA, 1984 nt
Organism: Daucus carota subsp. sativus
Lineage: Eukaryota; Viridiplantae; Streptophyta; Magnoliopsida; Apiales; Apiaceae
Product: cyclic nucleotide-gated ion channel 4
Exons: 7
Coding region: 44-1861 (605 amino acids)
Source: RefSeq, a predicted model, not a curated record